Ochotona princeps (American pika) is the source of this 1756-nucleotide messenger RNA. RefSeq names its product nucleoporin 50 (gene NUP50). Gene Ontology annotation, cellular component: nuclear pore. Lineage: Eukaryota; Metazoa; Chordata; Mammalia; Lagomorpha; Ochotonidae. The coding region runs from base 394 to 1746 and encodes 450 amino acids. Gene Ontology annotation, biological process: protein import into nucleus. The record is from RefSeq and is a predicted model, not a curated record. The transcript has 8 exons.
AAGGCUGAAUGCGCAGGCGCCAUGUGACGCCUCACCAGCCCGGGCCGGAGGAGCGCAGGACCUUGGCUCCCGUGCGCUUGCGCAGUAGCCGACGCGGGCGUUUCUUUCCUUUUUUUCGAAUUGGUGUGGAGGUGGGGUCGGUCCGAGUUACAAGAUGGCGUCCCGGGGUUCGUUGGGGGCUGUUAGCCCGGCCGUCUGAGGCUGGAGAGGCGGGCUUCCCUCUCACUGCGGAGCACGGAGAGACGAGGCCCCCAGGGGACAUGGUGUGGGAGACCCCGAGUUUGCUGACCACGAACUCCUUCGAGGCUCUCAGCGCCCCGGAAGCCACCGAGCUCCUGUGGAGACGUGAUCUCGGCCCUGCGCACGGCCGCGCCCGCGGGAAGGUUCAAAAACAUGGCCAAAAGAAUUGCUGAGAAGGAGUUGACAGACAAGAACUGGGAUCAGGAGGAUGAAGCUGAAGAGGUCGGGACAUUCUCGGUGGCCAGCGAGGAGGUCCUGAAGAACAGAGCCAUAAAGAAAGCGAAGCGCAGAAACGUGGGAUUUGAAUCAGAUGGUGGAGGAGCCUUCAAAGGGUUCAAGGGCUUGGUGGCACCUUCUGGAGGAGGAGGAUUUGCUGGGUUCGGUGGGAGCCCCGGCGGGAAGCCUCUGGAAGGACUGUCGAACGGAAGCAGCACGAGCGCCCCUCCCUUGGCCAGCGCACGGCCAGCGGCAGAGCCCACGGCUGCAUCUGGUUCUGUUGCUGCAAACGGCCCUACUAUCCUGGCCGAUAAAAAGAUCACAGAUCCCCCGACAGCCAGCGAUGGCCAGCCAGCCUGCGGCCUCGGGCCGAGGCCAGCCUGUGCUGGGAGCGCGUACCACAGGCAGCUGGCCGCCCUCAACUGCUGCGUGCGAGACUGGAUCCUGCAGCAUGUGAACGCCAACCCCCUCUGCGACCUGACCCCCAUCUUCCAGGACUACGAGAAGCACCUGGCCAGCAUCGAGCAGCAGGGCGGCGGGAGCACCCCGCACGACGUGGGCAGGACGGUGACCACAUCCGCCCUCGGGGAGCAGGAACCCGCGUUUCUGUUUCAAGGCAGCAAAGCCAGGGACGCUGCGGAGAAGGAGGUCGGGUUGCAGAAGCAGGCCGCGUCACUGGGAGCAGCAGGUGCCUCAUUCAGUUUCGGCAAGAAGCUUGACAGCUCCGCCGUGGGCCCCCUCAGCUCUGCUCCCCUGGCUGGAUUUUCAUUUUCCUCUGGGAACUCCAGUGUAUCCAGCACGGACGGUACCCAGAGUCAACCGGCUUCUUCGCCCUUCCCCGCUAGAACGUCAGAGAGCCAAGCAGGCGGUGGCAGGAGCGAGAACCAAGGAGAGGAAGAGGAGAGUGAGGAGCCGCCCAAGGUCGUGGUCACUGAAGUGAAGGAAGAAGAUGCUUUUUACUCCAAAAAGUGUAAGCUAUUUUACAAAAAAGACAAUGAAUUUAAAGAGAAGGGUGUGGGCACGCUGCACCUCAAGCCUACAGCAAGUCAGAAGACGCAGCUGUUAGUACGGGCUGACACCAACCUCGGCAACAUCCUGCUCAAUGUUCUGAUCCCGCCCAACAUGCCGUGCAGCCGCACCGGGAAGAACAACGUGCUGAUCGUCUGCGUCCCCAACCCCCCGCUCGACGAGAAGAACGCCAGCGCCCCGGCCACCAUGCUCAUCCGGGUGAAAACGAGCGAGGACGCGGACGAGCUGCACAGGGUCCUGCUGGAGAGGAGGGACGCCUGAGCUGCUGCCC